AUGGCUACCAAGAUGUUUUCCAGGCCUCUAUCAUCGGCCUUCAGACAAGCAUCCCGUCCGUCAUCAUUCGCCUUCCAAUUCUCCCAUCCCAGACGCACGCCCAUAGCAGCCCGCUUCCUCUCCACCGAAGUCAAAGCUGCAAUCGACAAGGCCGUCUCGUCAGCGCCCGUGGUACUUUUCAUGAAAGGCACGCCCGAGACGCCGCAGUGUGGGUUCUCGAGAGCCAGUAUCCAGAUCUUGGGAUUGCAGGGUGUGGAUCCGGCGAAGUUCACGGCGUUCAAUGUGCUGGAGGACGAGGCGUUGAGGGCGGGGAUCAAGGAAUACUCCGAGUGGCCGACGAUACCGCAGCUGUAUGUGGAGAAGGAGUUCGUGGGUGGCUGUGAUAUCCUGGUGGCGAUGCAUCAGAAUGGGGAGUUGGCGAAGCUGCUGGAGGAGAAGAAGGUGUUGGUUCCUGCUGAGGAGCCUUCGACGUAA
Drepanopeziza brunnea f. sp. 'multigermtubi' MB_m1 is the source of this 474-nucleotide messenger RNA. RefSeq lists its product as uncharacterized. Gene Ontology annotation, cellular component: mitochondrial matrix. The record is from RefSeq and is a predicted model, not a curated record. Lineage: Eukaryota; Fungi; Ascomycota; Leotiomycetes; Helotiales; Drepanopezizaceae.